Messenger RNA from Humulus lupulus (European hop), 699 nucleotides. RefSeq lists its product as uncharacterized. The record is from RefSeq and is a predicted model, not a curated record. Lineage: Eukaryota; Viridiplantae; Streptophyta; Magnoliopsida; Rosales; Cannabaceae. Gene Ontology annotation, molecular function: zinc ion binding. The transcript has 3 exons. Bases 1 to 699 code for a protein of 232 amino acids.
AUGGUAGUUGAAACACAUGAGGGAACUGAGGAAGAAGACGUAGCUGAAGACGAGGAACUUGCAGUUGAGGACGCCAUGGAUCCAAAUCUCGGCUCUGCAGCAAAAGCAUACACAAAAACAGAAUGUGGACACUACAUGAGAGACCUUGAUAGACUUGACAGACGCAUUAGAACCUAUUUAGAGAAAGCCAAGUAUGAACCUUGGGCAAGAUCAUACUCACCAACCAAAAGAUACACCAUGAUGACAUCCAACAUCGCAGAAUCGCUCAACGCUGCACUAAAAGCUGCAAGAAAUCUCCCUAUUGAUAUCUUGGUUGAAUGCCUUAGAAGUUUGGUUCAAAAGUGGGUUUGGAACAACUCAAAUAAUCCAAACGGAACAUUCACAAAAUUCUCUAUGGCAACAGAAAAUGAGUUGAGACAUAACAUUGUUUCGAAAAUGAAGUAUGAGGUCUUGCCUUUCAACCCAAUAAAAUAUCAAGUUCGUGAUGAAAAGGGGACCAAUUUCACAGUAAAUAUACACAAUAGAACAUGUACUUGUAAUAGGUUUCAAGAAGAUGAAAUGUCUUGUGGGCAUGCAAUAGCUGUAAUUGCAAAGAGAAACUUGGGAGUGUAUGAUUAUUGUGCAAAGUUAUACAAAACAAAAACGUUGAAAGCAUUGUGUCAAGAAAAUGUUCAUCCUUUGCCCCAUAAAGAUGAAUAG